Drosophila ananassae is the source of this 2244-nucleotide messenger RNA. RefSeq names its product probable asparagine synthetase [glutamine-hydrolyzing] (gene AsnS). Gene Ontology annotation, cellular component: cytosol. Gene Ontology annotation, molecular function: asparagine synthase (glutamine-hydrolyzing) activity. Bases 462 to 2138 code for a protein of 558 amino acids. Lineage: Eukaryota; Metazoa; Arthropoda; Insecta; Diptera; Drosophilidae. The transcript has a single exon. The record is from RefSeq and is a predicted model, not a curated record.
AUUUUCAGUUGCACUUCAAGCCUCAAUAUCAAUAGGUUUAUGAAUUGCUUUUUAAAAUGAUUAAUUAAAUGUUUUUUAAAGAGCUUGCCAAUUGAUAGAACUACUUCCUCUCAAGAUAAGAUUAUUUUAUUAAAUAAUACUAGUAAAAAUGUAUAUUUUAGCUUUCCGUGAAUUUUUGGAGGAUUUUUAGGGACUUCUAAAUAAUUUGUAGGACCAGAGCCUUUCUAGAAGUCGUCUGAUGCAACCAGAAGCACAUGGAAAUCAGCAUUAGCAAUCGAGAGACCGGGAGCUACACUGAGAGACAUGGGCAGAUGGAGAGGGUUGCCUGCUCGGAGAGCAACAGGUGGGAGAGCUGAGGCUAUAAAAAGGCAAGCCUCGAGAGCUCCGAAGCAACAGUCAGCUAGAUAUUCGCAACGAGGCUACAUUAUUUGGAUACUUAAAUCAAAUAAAAUAACAGAACAAUGUGCGGCAUUUUUGCAAUAUUUUCCCGGGAUGGAGAACCUAUUCCCCCGCAAUUUCUCAACGGCAGCAAGCACAGCCUUCGGGAACUGGCUUAUAGGCAGAGUGGAAAACAACGGCAUCGUGGUCCCGACUCCACAGGCGUCCAUGUAAUUCCCUCCGAUGGGGUGGCCAUGGUCCAUGAACGCCUGCGAAUUGUGGGCGUGGCCAUGGGGGAUCAGCCCUUCAUCUCGGAGGACGGUAACCUGGUCCUGGUGGCCAACGGAGAAAUCUACAACUACCUGGAACUGGCGGCGGAUAUCGCGAAGCGUCGUGGCACUUACAAGCCGAAGAGCGAUUGCCAUGUGAUCCUCGAGCUCUAUCAGGACUACGGUGCUGACCUUCUGCAGUACAUAACCGGAAUGUUUGCCUUCGCUCUGUACGAUAGGAGGACCAAGGAGGUCCUGAUUGCCAGGGAUCCCUUCGGCAUCAUACCAAUGUAUGUGGGUGAGGAUAAAGCGGGAAAUCUCUGGGUAUCCUCGGAGAUGAAGUGCCUGGUCGAUACCUGUCCCAAAGUGGAAACCUUCACGCCUGGCGAAGCACGAUUCGGAAAGGUUGGUGAACUGAAGACAUGUUGGACGUUCCAGCAGCCAUGGAUCAAGGAAGUGCCCAACCAGCCCUGCAACCUGGCCCUGCUCCGCUCCAUUUUUGAGUCGGCGGUGCGAAGCCAUCUCCAUUGCGAUGUGCACUUUGGUGCCCUUCUUUCCGGCGGUGUGGACUCCAGCUUGGUUGCUUCGAUAGCCACCAAGAUUAUGCGGGAACGGGAUCCAAACUACAGGCUGAAAACCUUCUCGGUGGGUCUGCGGGAUGCCCCGGACUUCAAGGCUGCGCGCCACGUGGCCAAGUACAUCGAUAGCGACCACAAGGAGAUCAUCUUCGAGAUUGACGAGGCGCUGGACGGGAUCAGGGAUAUCGUGUACCAUCUGGAAACCUACGACGUCACCACUGUGCGGUGCAGUCUGCCCAUGUUGCUGCUGGCCAGGUACAUCAAGAGCACUGGUAUCAAGAUGAUCCUGUCGGGCGAGGGUGCCGAUGAGAUCUUCGGAGGAUACCUCUAUUUCCACAAGGCUCCCAACUACAAGGACUUCCACGAGGAGCUGGUGAAAAGGGUUCAACAGCUACACCUAUCAGACUGCCUACGGGCCAACAAAGUGGCCAUGGCCAAGGGGGUGGAGCUGAGGGUGCCCUUCCUGGACACAGGAUUCGUCAACCAUGUGAUGCAGAUCAGACCGGAGGAUAAGAUUCCUGGACCUCUCAACCAGUACGGCGGAGAGCAGCAGAAGCGUCUGGAAAAGUUCAUCCUGCGAGCUGCCUUUGCGGACAACUAUCUGCCGGACGAUGUCCUGUGGCGGCAGAAGGAGCAGUUCUCGGACGGUGUGGGCUACGACUGGAUCGACAGUAUCCGACGGGUGGCCACCGGUCAUGUGACCGACGAGGAGUUUGCAGGAGCAGCUCUCCGGUUUCCAUUCAACACUCCAACCACCAAGGAGGCGUACUAUUAUCGCAGCAUUUUCGCCGAGCAGUUUCCCGGGGAAUCGGCUGCCCGGACCGUUGUGAGGUGGGUGCCACGGCUCGAUUGGGGCUGCCCAGAGGAUCCUUCCGGCAGGGCCCAGGCUGUCCACCAGGUUCACAAAGACUGAAAAUUCCCGAAAUUUUGUUAAUAGCUUAACGUUUAGUUUAGUCAGGCCGAAUAUUUGCCGAUCCAUGCACAAAUAAAUUACUUUAUUUACUUGGUAAUCAACUUGA